Messenger RNA from Erythranthe guttata (spotted monkey flower), 1295 nucleotides. RefSeq names its product transcription factor BEE 1. Gene Ontology annotation, molecular function: DNA-binding transcription factor activity; protein dimerization activity. The record is from RefSeq and is a predicted model, not a curated record. Lineage: Eukaryota; Viridiplantae; Streptophyta; Magnoliopsida; Lamiales; Phrymaceae. Gene Ontology annotation, biological process: regulation of DNA-templated transcription. Gene Ontology annotation, cellular component: nucleus.
AUGGCUGAUCAGUACUUAUUAUUACAAGGUCUAGAAAACCUCAAGAACUCAUUCUCUUUAUCAGACACUAGUACUGCUGCUACUGAUCCCAAUUUUGAUUUUAUCCUAAACCAGUUUUACACUAAUCCAAUUCCAAUUCCAAUUCCAAAUCAUCAUCAUCAUCAUCAACAACAAAACCCUGGAUUUGCAUUUGACAAUCUAUUCUUCCCCCCUCCUCCUCUACCUGAAAAUGAUGACGAAUCGCCCGUAAAAUCGGAAAUUUUUUCCGGUUUGUUCUUACAUGGUGAUCAGGAUACUAUCAACACUCCCCUGCCUCAACAAACUAUCUCCAACUAUAACAACAAGAGGAAAGCAGUCGAAACCGGCACCACCACUCCUCGAACCGCAAACUCUUCACCUCAAGUCUCUUCUGAUAAUGGUGGCUUCAUCACUAGGAAAAAUAGUACAACAAAAAGAGGAAAGAAAAUGAAAGGGAAUGAAAAGAAAGAUGAAAUCAAGACAAUGGAAGUUGUUCAUGUUAGAGCUAAGAGAGGCCAAGCCACUGACAGUCAUAGUUUAGCUGAAAGGGUCAGAAGAGAAAAAAUCAAUGAGAGGUUAAAAUGUCUGCAAGACAUUGUUCCAGGAUGCUACAAGACUAUGGGAAUGGCAGUAAUGUUGGAUGAGAUCAUUAAUUAUGUCCAGUCCUUGCAAAAUCAAGUAGAGUUUCUUUCGAUGAAGCUAACGACGGCAAGCUCGUUUUACGACUUCAACUCCGAGGCAGAUGCAUUGGAGACAAUGCAGAGACAAAAGGCAUUAGAAACAUUCAAGAUUCAAAAUGGAUAUUCUUCAGCUGAUCAGUUUGCUCCAUUAGACCUCACUUUUGGCUGUUUUCCUCAAUUCCCACACCACAGAUGAAUUCAGAUUAAUUAAUUACCAAUGUUAAUUUCCCUCUUUUUUUUUUUAAUUCAAUUUGUGCCAAAGGAAAUAUAUUAUAUUUAAUUGUAUCCAUUCACACACAUGUGGGAAAUUAAUGAUUUUUUUUUUUGUUAAUGAAAUGUAUAAUCUUGUGAUUUAAUCUGAAUUAUUAAAGACUCCAGAGAUGUGGGCUGCCGACAUUAAAAUAUUAUCUACAAUAUUAAUUUGUUAAUUAAUUAGUUUAAGACUUAUGAUUAGAUGUGUUAACAGACAGACAGCAGCCAAAUAAUGUACUUGUGAUAGACAAUUUUUUUUUUUUUUUAAUGUUAUCUCUCUUGUUUAGUGUUGUCUGAUUAGUAUUUUGAUUGCAUCUUUCUCAAUUAUUAUUUUCUUUGUUUCUA